CCAAUAUGAGCCUCACUUCGCUGCAGCCGACGCGCAACUCAGUCUGCCGCGUCGCCGCAUCCAUGUUCACGGUGCUGCCGACGGAAUUAGUUAUGUUUAAGCCGAUAUUUGAAAUAUUUCCAGGUUUAGUCCAAUAGGCGUUGCCUGGUACCGUGUGAAGUGUACGCCGAAUUUCUUCCUUCAACAGCUUUUGUGAGAUGUUCUUCAUUUACCAUGGCAAGGGGUCUGUUUCCAUGGGGGUUGUUUAGAAAGCCUCUGUUCAUCCAGGCCAAAUUUUCCUACCUGCACAUGAAGUACCUGUUCUUUUCCUGGCUGACAUUGUUUGUGGGGAGCUGGAUAGUUUAUGUUGAGUACUCGUCCUACACAGAGCUGUGUCGUGGGCACGACUGCAAAAAUUCAAUCUGUGACAAAUACAGGAAAGGAGUCAUUGACGGCUCGGCCUGCAGCAGCCUAUGUAAGAAAGAAACGCUUUACCUGGGGAAGUGCUUCACUGCCAAGCCUAACAGCCAGGUGUAUUCUGGAAGCUGGGGAGACCUGGAGGGAGUCAUUAAGUGCCAGAUGGAGGAGGCUCCUCAUUAUGAUUUGGGAAGCGAGAUGGAGCCCAGGAAGGAGGCUUUGGUCUUCAACAAGCCCACCAAGGGGACCUCUGUGGAAAAGUUUAGAGAGAUGAUCCUCAACCACCUUAAGGCUAAAGUGGGGGAUCAGGCCAACCUUGCUGACCUGGCAACCCAAGUAUUGUCUAUAACAGAUGCCAAUAAAGAUGGUCAUAUCUCACUGCCCGAGGCUCGCUCUACCUGGGCACUGCUGCAGCUCAAUGAAUUCCUGUUAGCAUUAGUCCUGCAAGACAGAGAGCACACACCCAAGUUACUGGGCUUCUGUGGAGACCUGUAUGUGAUGGAAAAGGUGCCAUACUCUCCCCUGUACGGGAUCAGUCUACCCUGGAUCAUCGAGAUGUGGAUUCCUGCUGGUCUGCGCCGCAGCAUGGACCAAUGGUUCACCCCCUCCUGGCCACACAAGGCCAAGAUCUCCAUUGGACUGCUGGAACUGGUCGAGGACGUUUUCCAUGGCACUUUCGGCAGCUUCCUCAUGUGCGAUGUGAGUGCCACCAGUUUUGGCUACAAUGAUCGGCAUGACCUGAAGGUGAUGGAUGCACGGUACAUUGUUCCUGAAGCCAUUUUCCAAGAAAACAUUAGGCAGAAACGCUGCGAUGUGGACGAGGAUUGUCUUUACGGGGCAGACUGCCUCACUUCCUGUGACCUCACCAAGCACCGUUGCACACCCGAGGUCACCAGGCCAAACUUAGCCAAAGGCUGUGAGGCACUCAAGGACUACAUUCUGAGAGGUGCCCCAUCUGAUGUCAAGGAGGAGCUUGAGAAGCAGCUGUACGCUUGCAUUGCACUGAAAGGUUCGGCAGAACAGAUGGAAAUUGAGCACUCACUUAUUCUAAACAAUCUCAAGACUUUGCUAUGGAAGAAAAUCUCUCACACAAAAGACUCCUAAUAAAUGACAAGCUCUCAGAAGCACAAAGAUUACUUUUUUAUAUUAGUCUUUUCACUGUGGAAACAAGCAUAUGACUCCCCUUAUCUUAACGUGUAUUAUCUUGAAGCAGUUGUAAAGGAAUGUCACUUUCUGAUUUAAUCACAAGAAAACUGUUAAUAUACACUGGAGCAAAAUGAGAACUUUUUUUAAAACCCUGACAAUGGGAAACCAAUGAAUUUGACAUUAUCGAAAGAAUCCCAACAGAGGUCGACCUUUAUGUUAGAGUCAGAUCCUUUAACAUGAAAACAAAACUAUCAAAAGCCAUUUUAGUUCGUCUUUCCAUGUUCCAACAAUCACCACCCUGGUAUGCUUGAAAUAAACCCUUAAUUCAUGCAUUUACAUGUGAAAAUAUGCUGGCUCUAUAUACAUUAAAAGUAUUAAAAAUAGAGUCUGCAGAGUUUGGCGCUUUCAUUAAACUAAAAGAUCUUACUCUUUAACAGAAAGGUCUCUCUGUAAGGGGUCCUUUCCUUAAUGUUGUCACACUUAGAACAAUCUGAGCCCAGCGUCCUCACCCAAUACUGGACCAAUUUCAACACUUUCGUUUAAAUUAGUCAAAGCAUGGGAUAAUCGAGUCCAGGUAGAAAAAUACCAAAAUUACCCUUCAACUUUGAUUCACCUCAACGCUCUGAUUCAACUACCUCAGACAAAUGACAUGUCUGUUUAGAAGGUAUGUUUGCAGAAAUGAUUUCAUUGCACAAGUUAUUUUUUUUUUUAUGAUAACCAAAAUCAGCCUAUAAACCAUUUUUAACUA
Molecule: messenger RNA, 2290 nt
Organism: Perca fluviatilis (European perch)
Lineage: Eukaryota; Metazoa; Chordata; Actinopteri; Perciformes; Percidae
Product: divergent protein kinase domain 1A-like
Exons: 5
Coding region: 214-1500 (428 amino acids)
Source: RefSeq, a predicted model, not a curated record